AUGUCUUCAGCACGAAUGGGUGAAUGGAUGGUCUGGGUAACUUUGUCUCUGGAGGAUAUGGGAAGGCUGAGCGAAGUCACUCGCCCAAGGCACUUGGAUCCGUCGAUCUAUGGAGUCGCCACAACGCUCAAGUGGACCGUUUGUCAUGUUCUGUCAAUUUUCGGAAGUGGUAGUGGAAUGACUCUCGAUGGCGUGCGUGAAAGACCUAACAGAAUUGAACCUCCUGUGCCCAUCCAUGUCCUCUGCUCGACGAAAGGGUAUAACACGGCCCAGUCCUUGACGCCAGAAAAGAUAACGCCAUCGUUACAAUGA
Messenger RNA from Fibroporia radiculosa, 312 nucleotides. RefSeq lists its product as uncharacterized. The record is from RefSeq and is a predicted model, not a curated record. The transcript is spliced from 3 exons. Bases 1 to 312 code for a protein of 103 amino acids. NCBI's taxonomy places the organism in Eukaryota, Fungi, Basidiomycota, Agaricomycetes, Polyporales, Fibroporiaceae.